AUGGACAAAUCAUUCUCUUUUGAUUUUCUCUCUCACAAGAAGCCACUGAGACUAUUUGGAAUUGAGCUGAUCAACAUCUCAGCAGAUCAAGAAAAUGAAUCAGGACACUCUCAAAUGACCCGCCUGUGUGGGGGUCUGGGUGACAGACCAAUGAGAACGUUCCACUGCCAGUACUGCUUCAAGGAGUUCACUAACUCACAGGCACUUGGAGGUCACCAGAAUGCUCACAAGAAAGAGAGAUUGAAGAAGAAGAAACUCCAAAUACAAGCUCAAGCCUCCAGUCUUCAUAGCUACCUUCAAAACUAUUUUAAUUCCCAUUUUGCCCUUGAAUUUGAAGGGUCCCACAUCAGUUUCCGUACCACUGAUCAUCUUGAGUUCCAUCAUAAUGGCCGUGUGGUUGCUGCAUCUGAUCCUCCCUCUGCUUCUGAAUUUCAUCUCUUUCCAUUUCUCUAA
Molecule: messenger RNA, 453 nt
Organism: Benincasa hispida (wax gourd)
Lineage: Eukaryota; Viridiplantae; Streptophyta; Magnoliopsida; Cucurbitales; Cucurbitaceae
Product: zinc finger protein 5-like
Biological process (GO): cytokinin-activated signaling pathway; gibberellic acid mediated signaling pathway; trichome morphogenesis
Cellular component (GO): nucleus
Molecular function (GO): transcription cis-regulatory region binding; DNA-binding transcription factor activity
Source: RefSeq, a predicted model, not a curated record